CUUCAUGCUAUAGAAAACAUGUGAAGCAAUUUUUUUUUUCUCACCUUUGCGAAAUAAUGGACAUCCCACAUCUUCUGGUGUAAAGACAAGUGUUGACUUUUUCACAGUCUUGCCUUUUGCUGCAGAGUAUAGCAGAGCAUCCUGUCUGGGGGUCUCAUCUAAACUCAAGGUGGACCUGGAGGCAGAGGAAGGAAGGGGAGAAAGUAGUAAACAAAGGUGUAUUUUAGGACACAGUUUGCAUGAGGGAACUCAAACUUUAGCUUUAUUUAUAAGAUCUUAUCAUAACUUUUGCCUUCCUGCUGCCCAUUGACCUGGUGAACACCAUGGAUUGGCUGGUCGCCGCUUACCGGAGGUCCUUUGUCAGACUUGUUGCUUCGGACACUGGACUUGAGAUGAAGAGGCGACGCAAGUACUGGUUUUGGAGGCGGAAAGGUAAAAACGCAAAGAUGUGUCUGCUCUGCUGUUAUGAGAAGAGAGGCAAACCUGGCUGUUUCCAGGCCAAGAACGCAGAUGAGGGAGCUUGUGUGGCGGUGAAAAUCGAACACUCCAGAGCUUUAGGCAACAGCCCGUCUUGCAGCAGUAAUACGCCCAGUGUCCAGGACUGUCUGAGUCGAGCAGCAUCUGGGCCCAGUAAGAGGAGCCUCGGAGGGGUCAAUGGAAGAGGCCUCGGCAGCAGGCCUCGGUCCACGUCUAAACCACAAGUGCCUCCAAAGCCUGCGCAUCUUCAGAGCCCGGUGACGGAGCUCUCAUCUCCGCUGGGCCACAUCCAGAAACCACCCAAGUACCAAAACCAGAGAUCAAUCAUGGAGGAAGGAGGCGGAGGAGGAAAAGGGCCUGUGAACAGGGAAAGAGUCAGAGACAAACCCUCCAAAGUCUCAGACCUCAUCAGCCGCUUUGAGGAGAACAGCAGUACAGAGAACAAGAGAGACGGCUCGCCAUUGAAACAGAUCAGCAAGUCGUCCAACUGCAGCCCGGCUCACCGAGGUUACCAGAGGCAGACGGAGAGCGAGAGGAACCAGGAGAACCACUCGGCCGUGGAUCCGGGCUCCAAGUCGCAGGAUGCGCGCAAACCGGCGUCUAACGGGGUGGUAGCGCAGAUGGAGAAGGACAAGCAGACGAAGGAAGAUACAAAGAAGGAGACGGACAAUGAAAGUGUGAGGACAGAGACCGCAGGGAUGGUAAAUGGAGAUAUGGUGGACGAGAGCGCAGAACAGACAGGGGAUCGGUCACCUCCGCACACGGACAGGACUGGUACGGAAAACCACACGGAGAAUGAGGACAGUGGGACUAAAACAGACAGGGAACAUAGGAAUGAAGAAGGGAGCGCAGACCACAAGGAGACGAAUGAACAGAAGCUGUUUAAGAUCGCCAGUGAACUCCUGCAAACAGAGAAGGCUUAUGUAGCGCGACUCAACCUGCUGGACCAGGUAUUCUGUGCUAAACUAAUGGAAGAAGCAAAUAAAGGAACUUUCCCUGUUGAUGUAGUGAAGAACAUCUUCUCCAACAUUUCUUCCAUCAACGCCUUUCACGGCCAGUUUCUGCUUCCAGAUCUGGAGAAACGCAUGGGAGAAUGGGAAUCCACACCUCGUAUCGGGGACAUCCUGCAGAAACUCACACCCUUCCUCAAAAUGUACGCUGAAUAUGUGAAGAAUUUUGACAAGGCCAUGGAGCUGCUGAAACAGUGGAUUGACCGUUCACCUCAAUUCAAGGCCAUUAUUAUGGACAUACAGAGUCAGGAGGUUUGUGGCAACUUGACCCUUCAGCAUCACAUGUUGGAGCCAGUGCAACGAGUCCCUCGAUAUGAGAUGCUGCUUAAAGACUACUUGAAGAAGCUGCCGCAGGAUGACCCUGACCGACGAGAUGCAGAAAAGUCAUUAGAAAUUAUUGCCACGGCAGCCACUCACUCCAACAGCGCCAUUCGGAAAUCUGAAAAUCUAAAGAAACUGAUGGAGAUAUACGAGAUGCUGGGUGAGGAGGAGGACAUCGUUAACCCUUCCAAUGAGUUCAUCAAAGAGGGCCACAUCCUGAAGCUAGCAGCCAGGAACACCUCUGCCAUGGAGCGAUACCUCUUCUUGUUCAACAACAUGCUAUUGUACUGCGUGCCCAAAUUCAGCCUGGGGGGGCCGAAGUACACAGUGAGGACACGGAUCGGUAUCGACGGGAUGAAAGUGUUGGAAACGACCAAUGAGGACUACCCUCAUACCUUCCAGGUGUCUGGGAAGGAGAGGACACUAGAGCUACAGGCCAGCUCAGAACAGGACAAGGCCGGCUGGCUAAAGGCUUUCCAGGAGACCAUUGAGAUCUUUCAGCUGAAGAAUGAAUCAUUCAAGAACGCGUCUAAAGAGGUGGAGGAAGUAUCGAAAGCGGAGCUGGGGAAACGCGCUCCUCGCUGGAUCCGUGACAACGAGGUGACGAUGUGUAUGAAAUGUAAAGAGCCUUUUAACGCUCUGACACGACGGAGGCAUCACUGCAGAGCCUGCGGAUAUGUGGUUUGCUGGAAAUGCUCAGACAAUAAAGUGCAGCUGGAAUAUGACAGCAACAAGAUGAACAAGGUCUGCAGGGACUGCUUCUUAAUCCUGAACGGAGAAACAAUAGCUGAGGGGAAGAAGAAGGGCAUCCUGGAGAUUGGGGCGGGUCAGUUCACAGGCAGCAGCAUCAUGUCAGGGUUCCUACAGUACUGUGAGAAGAACAAACCCUGGCAGAAGGUGUGGUGUGUCAUCCCUGAGAAGGAGUGUCUGGUGCUCUACCUCUACGGAGCUCCACAGGAUGUGAAGGCCCAGUGUACCAUCCCCCUUCUGGGUUAUUCUGUGGAAGACAGCGCCCGACCCACGGACCCCCCCGCCAGCUUCCGCCUCUCCCAAUCCAAGUCUGUCCACAACUUUGCCGCCGAAACCGAGGAUUUAAAGCAGCGCUGGCUGAAGGUGAUUCGUGUUGCGGUGACGGGAGAGAAACCAGAAUGCCCUCAGCAAAACGGCGCCAACGUGACAGACAACAACAACACCACCACCACCACACAAGAAGCUGGUACAGAUAGUACAUAAGGAGCCACCUACAAGGAAAAAAAAACAAAAAACUGCUGUUCUGUGGCUCAAGAAGGACAGGAUGUGCACAUUUGUGAGCUGCACAAACAAAAACACACAUGCACGGUCUCCACGCUGCCCUCGAGUCAAACAUGAAAUAGAAAUUCAUCGCUGGAUAAGCUGCCUUUCCUUGUCUCUCGACUAUUACCCCUCUGGAUUUUCUCAUAAACCUACACAAGACCUGUUGGCUUACACUGAGAGCUGUGCUGGAUUAUUCAAGGACAGAUCUGGUACAAUCAACACUAGAGCAAAAAACAAAAAAAAAGGACCUGAGAAUUGUUUCGAUCAGGCACUAUUAAGGACAGCUGACUUUGACUUUCCACGAACCCUUAUCCUGUGUUAACUCCUGUUGAGCCAGUGGACUACCACAGACUUAUACAGGAUGUGAAUCAAAACAAAGACUGUCCAAACUAUGUCUACUGGUGCUGGAUCUCAGCUCUGUGUACCUGUACAGUAUAGGUGUAUAGAUGUUUGUUUGUUUUUUUAAAUGUACAUAUAUAAAAGCAGUCUUGAACCCUUUUUUUUUUUUUUUUUUUUUUAAAUAUCGCAGAAAACUAUCGAAGUAUGAUAUAAAAUAUUUACAGUAUUCCCUAUGUUCUUUGCUUGAGAAGAUGGUUCCAAAAAUGCUAAAUUAUAUCAUGUGUUUGGAUCAAAAAAUGUUAUCGUCUGUAAAGCAAACUCUGGAUGCACGUCGGCUGAUCUGUGUGCCUGUUUUGCAAGAAGUAGCACCUGUUUCGAAAGAACAUGUGCUUUUUUUUUUUUACCCCCCUCUUUCCCUAAGCUUAAGGAAGUAGUUUGCAAAUCAAAUCAGUCUUUAAUAUUUAAGAUUGCUGUGAAUUCAGUUGAGCCUAAAAUAUUAUCGUCUUAUCCUGCAAGGUUGGGUGAUUUAUACCUGGGAAUGAUGGUAUUAUACUGAUUUUUUUAAAGUGUAGAAAAUCAAUCAAGAAAGCAACUUUGGAUGAUAGAUAACUAAAUACCUAACCAAUCAAUUAAAAAACAAUCAAUACUAUAAUAAUAAUAAUAAUAAUAAUAAUACAGGUUAUUAAUUUGAUACAAUGCUCUCAAUAGCAGCCAGAGGUAAACAGUACACAGUAUAUUGUGCCAUUUCACCCAACCUAAUGGCCUGUAUGUCAUUUUAAUUGAAACAGCACAUUGUAUUCUAGCUAAUGAUAGUCAUUUAUGUACGAAAUGAAUGAGUGAUGAAUGACAGGACAUGUGGAGAGCUGUUCAAGGAAUCGUUUUUUUGUGUGGCAGGGUUUUCUAUUUAGAUGCAAAUGCAGCACAAUCAGAUAUUACAAGCUGGUGCAAGAAAUGUAAAUGUGUUUUAAAUGCUGUAAUUAAUUUUAUUAUUUAAAAGUAAUUUAUAGAGUCUGACAAGCAUGAUCUGUUAAAAGUAGCACAAGGUUGUUCCCUUACUGUCAACAAAGACGUGCAGUAGGUAGAUCUUAUUUUUGUCUCAGAGCAGAUGUUUGUUUUUUUUUUCCACUAAUUCAUUGAACAUGUUGGAUGGCCUGUGAGGGGAAAUGUGCCUAUAUUUUCCAUACUGUGUUCAUUUACACCACCACCACCACCAAAUAGAACCCCUUUCCCUGUGCUCGAUGCUGGUGCUCACCCCUCCUCAGUAUUCAAAGAAAUAAAAACAGCACAAGACCCCACCCCCCUGCCUGUAAGAUCUGAAUGUAUAACCAGAUUUUUACGUGUCCUAUCUCGUCCUCGUAUACCCCCCCCCCCGGCCCCCCAAAGGUUUGAGAAUCUACGCACUUUACAGUCUUAUAAAGUGUACCUUCAAAGAAAUAAAACGAGAUGAAAUGA
Messenger RNA from Sphaeramia orbicularis (orbiculate cardinalfish), 4892 nucleotides. RefSeq names its product FYVE, RhoGEF and PH domain containing 4a (gene fgd4a). The record is from RefSeq and is a predicted model, not a curated record. Gene Ontology annotation, biological process: filopodium assembly; cytoskeleton organization. Gene Ontology annotation, cellular component: cytoplasm. Lineage: Eukaryota; Metazoa; Chordata; Actinopteri; Kurtiformes; Apogonidae. Gene Ontology annotation, molecular function: guanyl-nucleotide exchange factor activity; metal ion binding.